Molecule: messenger RNA, 2032 nt
Organism: Trichoderma atroviride IMI 206040
Lineage: Eukaryota; Fungi; Ascomycota; Sordariomycetes; Hypocreales; Hypocreaceae
Source: RefSeq, a predicted model, not a curated record
UAGGGGGCAUGCCACAAAGGCCAACUGGUGGUUGGUGACGGCGAUGCGGUCACUGGCGACAAAGACGUGCGCAUUGUCAGUGGUCUGAGUUUGCUCCCUGCAACAAAGAAAGCGAUUUCUGCAGGAGACAAGUGCCAACUUGAUUGCGCACCAUGAAAGCGCUUUCAAGAACCGACCUCUUCCUUUUUUUUUACAGGUUGAAGCAAGACGUUGAGGGCACUCACUGCCUGAACAGGCUGCGGACGGCAAAUGGACGCAUAUGCUUAAUCCUGGGCCCGCGCACGUGAUGGCCCAUACUGAGCGAGAAUUGUCCACGAAGCGCAAAAUGAUUGGCUUACACGACCGCGGCCUUUCAACAUCGGGUUGACAACACAGCAAAAAAAAGCAUCAAAGGAACAGCGUCAACGCUUGGACGUCGUUGGAAAAACACGCUCAGCACAUUAUUUCUCUUGUUUUCUUUUUCUUGAAGCUUGAUUGUCAUUUAGCUAUCAUGCGAUAGGCUGUUGGAUUCCACCCCCUGAACAACUAACUCGUAACAUCACCGAGUCGCAACAUGGCGAGCUACAAGCAGCGCAAAGAGGACUUUGUGUCCAAUCUGACGGGCGGCUCCGUCUCUGAAAUCAGCUUCGUCACAGCCGUAGCACCCGCGGCCAUGCUGCUGUGGUCUGUUCUUCAGGCGCGGCAGUCCUUCUUCAGGCCCUACUCGGCCCUCGGCUUUGUCGUCGACUUCUCCCUCACUGUAGGCACUUUUUUGUUGGGCAUCACUCUCUACGCGGACUCAGCCGCGUUGCUGAAUCUGCUUCUGCUUGCGCCGGCUCUGUUGAUCUGGUUCCUGCCCUCCACCGCCGGAGGCCCAAAGAGAAAGCCCAAGCUUCCCCCAAAUGCCCAGUCCAAAGCCACCUCAGAGCCUCGUCCCGUGCUGAGCAUCAAGCCUUUUCUCACGACGUAUCGCGGAUACAUGAUGAUGACCACCUGCGUUGCCAUCCUGGCGGUGGAUUUCCGCCUCUUCCCGCGGCGAUUCGCCAAGGUCGAGACCUGGGGCACGUCCCUGAUGGACAUGGGCGUUGGCUCUUUUGUCUUCUCCGCCGGCAUUGUGGCAGCUCGUCCUGUCCUCAAAGAAAGAGCCACGGGCCGUCAGACUUCACUGGCUGUCCGGUUGCUGCAAUCAUUCCGCCAUUCCAUCCCGCUGCUGGUGCUGGGUUUCAUCCGCCUUUUGAGUGUCAAAGGACUCGAGUAUGCUGAACACGUGUCAGAGUACGGGGUUCAUUGGAAUUUUUUCUUCACUCUGGGCCUCCUUCCUCCCUUUGUGGCAAUCUUCCAGACCAUCUUCGAUGUCAUUCCGUCGCAUGCAGCAUUGGCUCUGCUCCUCGUGGGCACAUACCAGGUCGUCCUUGAAAGCACGGAUCUCAAAGCAUUUGUUCUCACCGCCCCUAGGGUAGACCUCCUCUCCAUGAACAGAGAGGGUGUCUUUAGCUUCAUAGGCUAUCUCUCCAUCUUCCUGGCUGGACAGGACCUCGGCAAAUUCGUUAUACCUCGGAGCAUCACAUCAAGCAGCAAUUCACCAGCGGGCAUGCAAAGAAACACUCUACUCAUGACGGUUGCUGUUUGGGCCGGCAUCUGGACCGUGCUGUACACCGUUACUACUAGCUACAACUUUGGGUUUGGGUUGACGGUCUCGCGCCGCUUGGCCAACUUACCCUAUGUCCUCUGGGUGGCGGCUUUCAACUCGUGGCAGAUUCUAGCUUUCUGCAUCAUCGAUACCAUUUUCUUCCCUGCCUUUUACAACGCAGCGGAUGCCCGCUCUGAAAAGGAAGCCUACCAAGUGGCCACGAGCUAUGUUUUGAAAGCGUAUAAUCGCAAUGGCCUGGCAGUGUUUCUCAUUGCUAAUCUGCUGACUGGACUUGUUAACAUGACUAUUCCAACUCUGGACGCCACUCCGGUUCAGGCCAUGGGCAUUCUCAUAGCCUACACGGCGACUGUUACGGGGGUUGCGGUUCUGCUUGAUAUAUACGAUAUAUCCAUCAAACUGUAA